Messenger RNA from Xyrauchen texanus (razorback sucker), 3801 nucleotides. Its product is annotated as TRAF family member-associated NF-kappa-B activator-like. The coding region runs from base 126 to 1262 and encodes 378 amino acids. The transcript is spliced from 8 exons. The record is from RefSeq and is a predicted model, not a curated record. Gene Ontology annotation, biological process: canonical NF-kappaB signal transduction. Lineage: Eukaryota; Metazoa; Chordata; Actinopteri; Cypriniformes; Catostomidae.
CCCGAGGGAAGUUCCCAGUUCAUUGUAAAACAUGCAAAAUGUACAUUUGUACAAAAUAGUUCAUUUCCUCUCGUUCUAAAAUAUACGCGUAGCAGCGUCGCGAUGUCCGAACUGCGCAAAAGUUUAUGUGCUUGGGCUGUUUUGGAGUGAAGGUAAGACUCCUGGCUCGGGACCGCCCCGUACGGAAUGUUACUGAAGGAAUGGACAGAAACAUCAGUGAGCAGCUCAACAAAGCCUUCGAAGCGUACCGCAAUGCAUCUAUUGAGAAAGACAAUGCCAGAAAGGAACUUCAGCACAAGACAGAGCAGUAUCAACGGCAAAGUCAGCAGCUGGAGAGAAAGAUAGAGGAGCAAGCAAAGACCAUCACACAUCUGACAGCUCAGCUCAGUUUACUUCAAAAACAUGCAUCAGAGGAGAUGAAACUUGGUGAGUCUGCAUACAGAAAACAGGAAGUAGAGACCUUGUCACCUAGCGAUAAUCACUCCGACAACAAGUCCAGUUCCCACAGGACUAACCCUUUCCUGAUAAACGGACCCACAGAGAAUUCCGGGAUGCUUCCCACCGCGAUUUCUGCCGCUUGUGGAAUAAAGAGUGAAGAUGUUCUGGAUGCUCUGCGGGAAAUCCAGGGGACUUUCCAGAGGAUUCAAACCUUAGCGAGACGGCAGAAAGAUCACCUGAAGAGAAUACACAAAGGAAACGAAACCGCUAAUGAACAGUUUUCAAUGCCCAUCCAAUGCACAGACGACACAGCGGAACAGGCUGAGGUGCCCUUUUCCGUACCACUAAAGCCAGAAGUUGACAACACGUUAUCCUCCAAAUCUCUUGCAUCACGUGGCGCUGUUCCAGAUGAUGGCCUUAUCGAUUCGCUAAGAAUCCUGAGUCUCAAGUUUCCCCCGGAUACAGACCCCGAAUACGACUUUCUGAACAGUACACCAGAUAAACGAUUGGACCUGUCCCUGCACAGGCCCGACCUCGAAGACCACGUAGACACGUUGAGGGAGGAGUCUUAUUCAUCAGAACCCACCCCCACCCCCAUUCCAUCCACUCACUCAUCCGCGUCUUCUGCAGCGCACGAAAAUGUACGAGGACCCCAGCAGCUUUUUUGGACCCCAGACCUCCCGGACACGUCGUCCCAGGCGUCAGUGACAGACGUGCAGCAGAUGAGCAGCAAUCAGAAGUGUGCCUUUUGCAAGGAUGAUGUAUCCCCAACUCACAUGUAUAGCCACCUCAAUUCACACUUCCAGAACAAAGCUGGCGAUUGACAAACGCGGGCAAAGGGCCGCCCGCAGGACUGCAAAGGGGCUUUAUUCGUGGUUUUGUCGAGUAGCGCGCUACCCGUCAGAACACAUUUGCUCAUGUCCUUCAGUGACACCACGAAGAGAGCGGAACCUUCCACGCUCGUUUAUUUAAUUAGGAGAACAUUAAACGGUUCAUUUUAGGCCUGUUAUGUCUUAGCUGCAUUUUAUUUGAAGGCAUUCUGAUGACUUUGCGGUGAAGACGUGCUUGCUUUAAUUUUCAAGUCAUUUAAUUCAAGAUGGCAAUAUAAAGGACAUUCAUAUCUCAGAGAGGCUCAUAAUUGUAAACGCUGAUCAUGUGAGAUCAUGUGAUCAUUUGAGAAUUCAAUGUCACAUCAUUUCAGUUUUAGACACCCCUUAAAUCUGUUUCUUCAUAUGUUUCCAAAACCAAAGAACACUUUUAUGUUUGCAUUUAUUCAAUUUAAAACAAAACAUCAAUUUCUUUUUUCUUUAAAAAGGGUUAGUACUCCCAAAAUUAGAAAAUAUGUCAUUGUUUACUCAAACUCAUGUCAUUCCGAACCCAUAAAACCACUAUGGAACACAAAAAGAGAAUGUUAUGGACUGACAGCCUCAGUCACCAUUCACUAUUAUUGUAUUGAAAAAAGAUGCAAUAGAAGGAAGAAAAAAGGCUAGUUUUGGAAUGACAUGAAGGUGUGUAAAUGAUAACAGAAUUUAAUUUUUUCUGUGAACUACCCUUUUAAUGUCAUGCUGUCUCAAGCCAUGUGUGUGUUUGUAUAUAUAUAUUACAUUUUGUUAAUAUAUUUACCUUGUUGUGAUUGCAUUAUUUUCAGGCAUAAAGGGGACCCGAGGCUAGUUGUCACACAAAGUCACUAUGUCAGUCUGUCACAAUUCCAAUUACAUUAAUGUGUAUUUUCUCUGUCAGUGGUUUUUGUUGGUUUCAAACACUUUUGUCUUAAAUGUCUUACAUUUUAAUUAUUUUUAACCUGAAGAAAAGUUUCAUAAAUGUCAUGUCGGGGCAGGUUGUCACAUUUAUUGGGGUAAGGUGCCGAGCAUUUUAUAUUUUAUGAAUGCAUUUACAUCUGAUAUGGAAUUACAGCAUCUUUUGCCAAAAAAAAAAUAUUUUUAUUUAUCCCUGAAUUGGCUACAUCACUCUACUUUCUCCUCCCCACCAAUAGCUGGUGUGUGGUGGGCGUUCUGGCGCACUAUGGCUGCCGUCGCAUCAUCCCUAUGCUAUGUAAAGCGCUAUAUAAAUGUAAGGAAUUAUUAUUAAUUAUUAUUAUUAUUAUUAUUAUUAUUUGACAUUUUAGCUUUCAUUAAUUGUUUUGAAAGAUUCCUGUUUAUAACUGGCUGAAAAGCCUUAAAAAAAAGGCUAUUUCAUGGCGGGUUCCCAUUGUGACAACUUACCCCAUAUAAUGCUCCACUAUAAAGAUCAACAUGCGUUCAGUGAACUUUAUCUUUCCUCCUGGGCAAUAACUCAAGAAAUGUUCAAAAUCUUUUCAUGUAGCUCGGACUUUAAGGUACUGUAUGUGUCUUUAUUUACUUUAAAAAAUAAAUCCAUUCGGAGAAAUAUUCACUGGAGUUAAAAAAAUGUGACAACUUGCCCCAGUCUCCCUAUUUUCGCAGCACAUCUAGUAUAAGCAGUUCCAGCAAUGCAGUAGUAAAUGUAGUGGCCCCUGGAGAAAAAAACAAUCCAUUGAAAUGUUUUGGAAGUAAUAACUCCUAAUUGCUUUAAUUUGUUCCACCUGUAUGAGGGAAUCUGUUCAGAAUGAGAGAUAUUUCUUAGAUCAUUAUUCCAACGAUAAACACCAUCUGGUCUAUGAAAUCACUGCUGCACAGGUAUUGCAGGUUAAUUGUUACUACACAUAGUAUCCAAUGCGUGCUCACUUUGCAAUUACAUGCACGAUUAUCUUGUGAUUUACAGUAUAGCGUAUUAUUUUGUUGCCUUCUUGCUAAUAGUCUGUCUUAUACAUGUCUUUAGGGCUCUGCCGUAUCCACCCCACAGACUGCCUCUAAUACCAAACCAAAGCUUUGUUUUUAAUCUUCUAUUGUGUUUUCUCACGCUUAUAACACUCUAAACUGCAGUGCACUGGACAGUACAGAUGCACUUGAAUGUUUUAAUGGGAGAAUCUUAAACCAUGUCCUUGAUGCUGCAUUGGACCAUGUGUGUGGAUAAUUAGUUUCAUAAACAAAGGUAAUCAUUUUCACUAAUUCCAGUGACGAUGCGUUAAGCAGAAAGGGACAUGUGUGUAGUGGCACACGUCUUUGCUGUGAAGACCUCCCAACACCCCGAAUUUCAGCCUGCUAACACACACACACAAACACACACACACACACACACACACACACACACACACUCACACUCAGCAGAUGAGAUGUGUGAAGAAGAAGAACUAGAUUUUGUUGUUGUUUCACACUGGCAGACUGGCUCUGCACAUGGGGCAUUUCAUGAUGUUUCAUUGAUAAUCUGUUUGCAGAAAAGAUUCCAUACAAUAUUAAAUAGUGGAUAAUGUACAGUUAUUGUUGCAAAAUAAACCCUGAUGUGAAU